AUGCGCAUUGCUUUGCUACUGCUGGCACUGGCAUCAGCGACGCGAUGGCCGUCGGUGAGCGUUCAGAUGGUGACGUACAAGCGACCAAAGCUCCUCUUGGAGGCUCUGAACCAAGUGGCCCUGCAGAACUACAAGGGAGACAUCGACGUCGUAAUCAUCGACGAUAGCCCUGAGAGUAUGGAGGAAGAGAUCGAGCCUCUGCGCGGCCGUGGAUCAAUAAAAGAUGUGCGCUACAUCUACUUGCUGGAGAGGAUGAGCAUCGGCGCCAAGCGGAACCUGGCGACGCGAAGCACCGACGCGGAAGUCCUCGUCAUCUGGGACGACGAUGACGUAUUCACGCGAGAUCGCAUUCGAAAGCAAGUUGUGCACUUGCUCGGAUCUGAGGAUGUGAACUGCUCCGGCAUUGAAGUGUCCUCCUUCUACUCCGUUCCGACGAAGGAGCUCACUGUCCGACCAUCAGGUCUCGAGCCGCUGGUGUUCGAGAACACGCUCUGCUUCACCCGGUCUUGGUGGGAAGGCAAUGGUUAUGGCUUCGGAGAAGCCUGGGAGGUCUCUGGCCAGGGGGAGGGCACCUUGGAACCCUGGUGGACUCAGGUCCAACCACUUCUCGGCAAGGAGGAGCCGUUCCUCUACAUCUAUCUCCCCUCGAGCGCUUCGGGGGGAUCGGCGGUCAACAAGGAUCGCCGACCACCCCCACAGCCCGCGCUCGCGACUCUCGUCGCAGCGCUUCAGAGCGGAAGGUUUCCGGACGAAGUCACCUCGCCACACAUCAGCGGCGUCCUGAAGGGUGCCAGAGACGAGUUAGAGGAGCUUCUUGAUUCGGACGGGUUGAUGCAGAUUUCCCGCGUUGCUGCCACCGAGCCUUUUGAGACGCCGGUGCGCAGAUAUCCGCCUGCUGCCCCAGCCGCGGUGGCAGAAGCCUAUCCGGAGCGGAGCGAUCCGCAGCUUCGGGCGGAGCCGAGCGUGGCUGCGCACGUGUGGAGGCGUUUGAGCUCCUGCGAUCUGUCGUCGGCCGGCUGGCUCUUGAGCAGCAGUCCUCCGUGCCGGCUAAAGGAGGACUUCAUCAGUGAGGAUGAGGCCUCUUCCCUUCUUCUCGGUCUCCGUCCGGAUGCACUGGCGGGCAUGGCACGUCGAGAGCGAGGUGGUGUAGAGUCACGAGCUGAACAAAAGCUGCGACAGCGCGUCGCAGCCGCGGUUGGCGUCGAGGAGCGACUACUUGAACCCACGCGCUUCGUUCGCUACUCUCGGAAAGGCCAGGCGUUUGAGCCGCACGUAGAUUGGAUUGUCGAUUCGGCCGAUCCUCAGCUUGCAGAGUUGGGGCAAAGAGUGGCCACGGCACUGAUCUUUCUGACAGACCUCCCCGAAGGUCGGGGCCUGGGGUCGAUGAGAUGCAAAGGAGGAACAGGUGUUGGUGGAGAGACUGAUUUCCCAGCCCUCGGCUUCGCGGUGACGCCGAAGAAGGGCACCGUGCUGUUGUGGCCCAAUGUUGGCGCAGACGGCACGCCUUUGCCAGAAAUGAUUCAUGAAGCCAUGCCGAUGCUCCAGGACGGCAUAGAGAAGAUCGCAUUGAACGUGUGGAUUCGUGAUCGUCCUCUGCCCCGAGACAUGACGAUUUUGGAGAAUCUCCUCCAGUCAUAG
Molecule: messenger RNA, 1638 nt
Organism: Symbiodinium sp. CCMP2592
Lineage: Eukaryota; Dinophyceae; Suessiales; Symbiodiniaceae
Source: the annotation of a GenBank genome assembly